Drosophila suzukii is the source of this 1470-nucleotide messenger RNA. The record is from RefSeq and is a predicted model, not a curated record. Lineage: Eukaryota; Metazoa; Arthropoda; Insecta; Diptera; Drosophilidae.
CUCUUCACUAUUUUUCCUUGCUGUUCUAUUUAUAUUUGGAAAAUAUUUAAGAAAUUAUGGAGUGACCGGAGUUUUUCCAAUUAUUUUGAUUUAUUCGAUAGCCGCACAUUUGCCCAACAUAUCCAAUUUAUCUUAAAAUGAACUGUCAAGACUUUAAUAUUGUUGGAUUAGUUGUUAAAAUGCGGAUUCUUUUAUUUAAUAUUGAUAAAUCCUCUUGAGGUUUCAAAGGAAGACAGAUUUGGGUUCAUCUUGGUCAUAUUAGUACAAUUUAUGUUAACUAAGAACUAAUUAAGUUAUCUUAACCGAUUUAAAAUUUAAGCCAAAUGUGAAGUGCAAAAAUUCCUAUAUUUUCAUUUCAAAAAUAGAAUUAUAUGUUUUCUUUUACUCCCUGAUAUAUGUAUGUUCAUUGUACAAUAUAUCUUUUUACUUUUCGAGUGACGGGUACAAACAGAUGCGUGAUCUUUUGUUCUUGGCAAACAACAGAAACAAUUGCUGCCGCUUUUUGAUAAGUGGUGUACCUUACCGCUGCUUGUACUUCUGUUAUUUUGAUCGAUUUAAAAGCAGCAACUAUAAAACGCGGCAGCAACGUCAGUAAAGGUAAAGACAGCGACUUGAAGACAGAAGCAAGAUGGUUCUUGCUCGUUGCCUGCUGAUCCUGGCUGCACUACUGAUAACGUCCUUAUCCGUCCAAGCGCAGAUCCUGCCCCGUGGUCAUUGCCGCCCCACCUUAAUCAGAGUGCAAGUGGGUGGGUCUGUCUGCAUGCGCAUCUGCUACCACCGGGACUACCGCGGACCGCCGGUCCUCUGCCGUCGCGUCGCCAAAGAGGGAGUUGUGCCCGUCUGCGGCAACGGUUGUUGCCUCAGCGGUCCCAACUGCAUGCAGCAGUUCUACACCUGAAGUCGGCUGUAAACGAUGCAAGAAAAGCAUUGAAACAUAUUUUGAGGAACAAGCACUGCACAAUCUUUAAGUAAAUGAGAUAAGAUAAAAUUAAGUUGUACUGCUACUAAACAUUGCACGGAUAUUAUGAUUGUACGUCGGACUAUAUGUAAUAUCAUUUUUCUAUCAUCCAAAUUCUAGCGAUAUUUAAAUAAACAUAUAGAUAUUUCUUCCAAUCGUAAUUAUUUCUGUAGCUUCUAUUAUAGUUUUGUUACAAAAAUGUCUGUUCAAUCAAGGAUCGCUAGCAAUCAGAUGUUGAGAAAAAUAUUUCUAAGAAUUAAAAAGUAUUUAUAUUAUGGAUGAACGUUGAUCCGCCAUUUUUGACUAUCUGCUUCUACACAAACUAGUUUGCUAGCUGACUAGGGUGUCAUAUAACUAUCAAAAAAAUAUUACUGCUUAAUUAACGAGUAUCCAUAACUGUAAACGAAAAAAUUUGGUCAUGUACAUAUAUAACUCAUUCAGCAAACGCAGUUUUCAAAAGCACACCUAGCACUUGUACAAAGACGACAUUGAUAAUAAAAUGUUUUCGGUUA